Messenger RNA from Linum trigynum, 2679 nucleotides. The record is from the annotation of a GenBank genome assembly. NCBI's taxonomy places the organism in Eukaryota, Viridiplantae, Streptophyta, Magnoliopsida, Malpighiales, Linaceae.
CUCAAUUAUUAUUUAUCAGGAGCAUAAGAAACGCAACGGCGGAAGCGAUGACGGAUUCAGGAUUCCGGUCGUGCAAAACGGGCAACCCAAUCGACGACUGCUGGAAAUGCGACCCGCUGUGGUACAAGAAUCGCAAACACCUGGCCGACUGCGCGAUCGGGUUCGGGAAGCAGGCGACGGGGGGCAAAUACGGCAGGUUCUACGUCGUGACCGACCCGAGCGACGACCCGUUCCACCCGAGACCGGGAACCUUGCGCUACGCCGCGAUCCAGAAGAGGCCGCUCUGGAUCGCGUUCGCGCGCGACAUGGUGAUCACGCUCAAGCGGGAGCUGCUGGUGAGCUCCUACAAGACGAUCGACGGCAGGGGCAGCAACGUGCACAUAGCGGGCGGCCCCUGCAUCACGAUUCGCUACGUCACCAAUGUCAUCAUCCACGGCCUCCACAUCCAUCACUGCAAGAGCGCGAGGAGCCUGUACUCGUCGUCGUCGGGUGACGAUGAUCCUUCCAAUCUUCUUGAUGAUGCGUUGGUGGGGGAGGUGUCGGAUGGGGAUGGAAUCUCCAUCUUCGGCUCUAGGCUCGUCUGGGUCGACCACUGCUCGCUGUCCAGCUGCUUCGACGGGUUGAUCGACGUGACCUACGGUUCGACCGCGGUCACGCUCUCCAACAACUACAUGACGCACCAUAACGAGGUGAUGUUGUUGGGGCAUAACGACGGGUUCACUCGGGAUAGAGCCAUGCAGGUCACCGUUGCGUUUAAUCAUUUCGGUGAAGGACUCAUCCAAAGGAUGCCAAGGUGUAGGCAUGGGUACUUUCAUGUGGUGAACAAUGACUACACGCAUUGGCUUAAGUAUGCAAUUGGAGGGAGCGCUGCUCCAACGAUCAAUAGUCAAGGGAACCGGUUUUUGGCCUCGAACAAUAGGUUCACUAAAGAGGUGACGAGGCGUGCCAAUGCGCCGGAGAGUGAAUGGAGGAAAUGGAACUGGAGAUCGGAAGGAGAUAUGUUUCUAAACGGCGCCUUCUUCAGAAGUUCAGGCAGCGGAGCGACUUCGAGCUAUGCCAAGGCGACGAGCUUGGCAGCGAAGCCCUCUAAUAUGGUCGCCUCCAUGACCGCCAGUGCCGGCGCCCUGCUCUGCAGGAGAGGUUUAGCAUGCUGAUUAAUUAAUGGGAAACAACAGGCAUGAUGGUCGUUUUGGUAGAAUUAAUGUCCCAGUAAAGAGAAGAUGUUGGGUUCACCUGUUAGUGAUUAAUUAGAACUACUAACUCGAUUGGAUUUGGUGACGAUGAGUUUGCGAUGGAAAUACACCGGGGGGAGAAAUGAAAAUAGGAAAAUAAGUAGCCUGUCCUUUCUCCACUGAUAUUUCUCGAGACGAGGGGCAUGCAUGAGCUUCUUUUUUAGGGUACCUAGCUAGAAGAGCUUUAUUUUUGCGGGUUGUUUGUGCACCGGAACAAAUCAUGCAUGAAUAAGAUUUUGUACAUCCUUUAAGUAAUAUCAAUGCCAAGCUAAGCAAUCAGAACUUUUUAUGACCGACUGGAAGAUUAUUCAUAGCUCGUGUUUUGGUGGUGGUAGUAAAUUUAUUAUUUCUCUUUUGACAAAGAUUCAUCUCCAGUGUCAAUCUUAUUUAGUUUAGGUUUUUUUUUUUUUACAAUAUAGAUGCGUGUAUAUAUAUAUAAUAUUAGUUGGGCUACACACUGAACCCUAACUGGCUUACUUCGUCAACCCUCUCUCAAAUUGAUAUUGCUUACGCAACAUCAAUUUGUUAAUCAAAUAACAGUGAUGACUCGAGCCAACUGCCUUGGUCAACAAAUCUGCAGUUUGAUCUUUUCGUGACAAACAGCUAAGAUGAAUGACUCCCUCUGUAACGAGCCGCGGAAUGUCAUGUACGUGAGUCUCGAUAUGCUUUGUCCUGUCAUGCAGUAAUGGGUUGGUUGCCAAUCCGAUGACACUCGUAUUAUCACCAUAAAGCUUCAUAGGCAUUAAACAAGUAACACCUAGAUCCCUAAGGAGUCGUUGUAGCCAUACUAGUUCUGAUAUAUUCAGCUUCGGUUGAGUAUUUUGAUACUCGGUCUUGUUUCUUGCUGCGCCAUGAGAUAAAAGAUUGUCCAAACUUUACGCACUAACUCGAUGUCGACAUCUUGGUGUCAACACAGCCGACAAUUUCAACGUCGACAAAUGCUUCCAUUUUUAGCUCGCCUUGCUUCAGAAAGAAGAGUCUAACGUCUUGUGUACCUAGUAAGUAUCUUAAGAUCCUAUGAACUGCAUCAAGAUGCACAGUCUUGGCUAUCCCUAUGUGCUGGCCAACCACGUGUACGACGUAGUCUAUUUCUGGUUGUGCAUAGCUCAAGUACCAAAGACUAACCACGACAGUAUGAUAAUUGGUCUAGUCAUCUAGUAAAAUAUCACUUGAUUUGCUUAUCUUCAGGUUUUGCUUCACCGGUGUUGCACAAGGUUUGCAACCAUCAAAAAUGUUCUUCAGUCAACAAAUCACGAACAUACUUCUUUUGCCCAACAAAAAUGCCAUGUACAGUACGCUCGAUCUCCAUCCCAAGGAAAUAGUAAACAUCUCCAAGUUCUUUCAGUUUAAAGGUUUGAUGCAAGGAUUCAGACAACUCUCUUAUUCCUGCUCGAUUACUACCAGAAAUUAUCAUAUCAUCAACGUACAAUAAAAGUAUUGUAAUACC